Molecule: messenger RNA, 4966 nt
Organism: Urocitellus parryii (Arctic ground squirrel)
Lineage: Eukaryota; Metazoa; Chordata; Mammalia; Rodentia; Sciuridae
Product: zinc finger protein 322
Source: RefSeq, a predicted model, not a curated record
GCGGCGUGCGGGUCUGUGCGGGGCGGCGCUGGUGAGGCAAGGCCGAGCCGGGCCCGCGGCGUGUGGGGUGGCGCAGUGCGGGGAAGGCCGGACCCGGCCGGCGGCGUGCGGGGCCGAUCGGGAGCGGACAGCCUCUGCGCCUAGCGGGUCCUGCGCCCGCACUCACCGGGGAUCGUGGAAGGCCUCAGCUGGUUGAAAGCACGGUCGCCGGGGGUGAGGGCGGGAGACGCUGCUGCAGGCGGACGCGGCUUUUGCGGACGUGGACGGUCCCUGCCUCCUGUGCGGCGGCGCCUCGCGCUGGGCCGAGCCCGGGUGGUUCGUCCUAACCGUUGCCUGGUGGACACCGGCAUCACAGCGCUUAAGAUGAAACCGAGGGCCUGCACGUGCUAGGCAAGUACUCCACCACGGAGCUACACCUCAAGUCCUCUUAUUAUUUAAUUUUGAGACGAGGUCUGGCUAAGUUGACCUGGCUGCCCUGAACUUGUGAUCCUUCUGCCUUAGCUUGCCCAGUAGCUGGAAUCAAAGGAGAGGGAGGACUUGAGUAUUGUGAAUAGUUCUGGUCUAGAGACCUUUUAGAGCCAAAAGGAAUACAGUCUUGAAUCUUUCUUAUGAAUGCUAUCUGCCUUGAGAAAUCAAAUUCUCAGGACCAGGAAGUAAAUGCAGCUUUUCUUCAUCUAGAUUCUAGGUUUAGAAAUACCAAGUAAGAAAUUCAUGUAUAUGAUUCUGGAAACUUGGAAAGGCAAAUUGCUCAUGACUGAAAGGCUUAACAUAGAUGAACCUUCCAAGUUCUUAAAAACAGAAUGACUAAGAAGACAAAGAUGGGUCAAGAAGACCAGUGGAAGACUCCCUAGGAGAGAGCCAUAGAAAAUGUACACUUCAGAAGAAAGAUGGGAUCAGAGAACUCAGAAAAGGAAAGUAUAUCAUGUAUACCCUCAAAAGGGUAAAAAGAUUUUUAUUCAUGUGCAUCAGAUUACUCCAGUAGAUAAUCAAAUAUACGAGUGCCUUGAACGUGAACGAGACUUCUGUGAAAACUUAGCUCUUAUUAUGUGUGAGAGAACCCACACUGGGGAGAAACCUUACAGAUGUGAUAUGUGUGAGAAAACCUUCAUCCAGAGCUCAGAUCUUAUUUCCCACCAGAGGAUCCACAAUUAUGAGAAACCUUAUAAAUGCAGCAAAUGUGAGAAGAGCUUUUGGCACCACUUGGCCCUUUCAGGACACCAGAGAACACAUGCAGGUAAAAAAUUCUAUACAUGUGACAUCUGUGGCAAGAAUUUUGGUCAGAGCUCUGAUCUGCUUGUUCACCAGCGAAGUCAUACAGGCGAGAAACCGUAUCUUUGUAGUGAGUGUGAUAAGUGCUUUAGUCGAAGUACCAACCUAAUAAGGCACCGAAGAACCCACACAGGUGAGAAGCCAUUUAAGUGUCUGGAGUGUGAAAAAGCCUUCAGUGGGAAAUCAGACCUUAUUAGCCACCAGAGAACACAUACUGGUGAAAGGCCCUACAAGUGUAACAAGUGUGAGAAGAGUUACCGACACCGUUCAGCCUUCAUUGUACAUAAAAGAGUUCACACUGGGGAGAAACCCUAUAAGUGUGGUGCCUGUGAGAAAUGCUUUGGCCAGAAAUCAGACCUUAUUGUGCAUCAGAGAGUCCACACAGGUGAGAAGCCCUAUAAAUGCUUGGAAUGCAUGAGGAGUUUUACUCGCAGUGCCAACCUCAUUAGACACCAGGCAACUCACACUCAUACUUUUAAAUGUCUUGAGUAUGAGAAAGGCUUCAGCUGUAGCUCAGACCUUAUUGUGCAUCAGAGAAUUCAUGUGGAAGAGAAACCACAUCAGUGGUCUACAUGUGAGAGUGGCUUCCUGUUAGGUAUGGACUUUGUUGCCCAACAGAAAAUGAGAACUCAGACGGAGGAGCUACAUUAUAAGUACAGUGUGUGUGAUAAAAGCUUUCACCAGAGCUCAGCCCUUCUCCAACAUCAUAUUGGUGAAAAACCAUAUAUCUGUAAUGUGGGUGACAAAGCUCUUGAGCUCAGCCCCGCUCAUGCAUCAGAAGCCUCACAAAUGUCCUGACCAGGGAAGAAGUUAUGAUACCAUGAAAAAUUUAAUUACAGAUCAGAGCUCAUUAGGAUGAAUCUAGGUGAAUCUCAGACUUGGCCCAGAGUGCAAACUUCAGUGGGGACCAGAGAGCCUGCAAUUGUAGGAAGCAUGAGGAAUACUUCACCCAGAAGAGCUGCCCUAACAGCCACUCCAGUGAGAAACUCCACAGGUGCCCUGAGUUUAGGAAAACCCUUAGUCUGAGCUUGAUCACCUACAGGGUUUGCACAGGUAGGAAACAUGCACUGCAUAUACAAGCUUUCUUGCAGUACCCAGCCCUCCUCAUUGUAAGGGAAUUCACACCAGAAAACAGCUUCUUAAUAAAUGCCUUCAGUGUCAGCAGAGCUUCAGACAGUAUGUACAUCUCGUUGGACACCAGAAAACCCACCUGGGGAGAAGCCCCAGCAAGUGUGGAAAGGCUUCUAACAGAACUCUGACUUUCUUACCCAUCAGAGAAGGCAUACUGGUGAAAAAUUAUAUAUUUGUCUUGAGUAUGGCAAAAAAAGAAAAUAGAAAAAAAAUCUGAGGAAAGAUAAGUGUCUGAAUGAGAAAAAGCUUGUCAGUGAUCAGCUCUUGUGGUAUAUCAAGGCGCUCACAUAAAUACCUUGAGUCUGGAAAAGCCUUGCUAGUAGCUCCUAUUUUAUUGGGCCCAAAGAACCCAUUUUGCAGAGAAGCUUGCCUCAUUGAGAGGUCUGAUUAUAAAUUGUGGGUGAGAAUCUGUGUAUAUAUAGUACAUGUAAGAACUGGUCUUAAAUUUAGUUGACCCAUGGGGUAGAACUUUAAGUGGAGUCAGUAAGGAAAUCAUUUUUUUAGAUACCCAGAAGCUUGUUCUGGGGAAAGCUGGGGCGGGUCAGAGUAGACCUGUUGGGUAACUCAGGAAAAGAUGCUUUUUCUUUUAUCUGAACCACUUAAUGAUUGCUUUAUUUUCACUUUUUAAAAUUCAGAAAUUCAAUAAAGGAAAGGACUGUAACCUUGUAAUAGAAGAUGUGGCAUGUGUUACUCUUGGGGGGAAGGAAAAUAUUGAUAUAUUUUUUUUUACUCCUUUUUUUUUCAUCGUUGGCUAGRAUGGGACUAGUGUUUUGAUAGUGACAUAGGAACCCUUAACUGGCUGUGAGAAGCUCCAAGAAGCUAGGAAGUAGUUAUCCUAAAUUAAAAGACUCCCAAUAGUUUCCCCUUUGCAGGAUCAGCCUCAUAAAAAAGCAGAGUACUCAGCUGUAGUGUAUAUUGAGGCACACCUUCCGAAUUUCUCUUUUCCCUAAAAUGUCUUCUGGGUUAUCAUUAGUAUUUAAAUUUUCAAAUUUAGAAAUUCAUCUCUUUGCAACUCAAAAUGUAGAUUCCAGGAUAAUGGUUGUGAUGUGGUCAGUGUCUAUAUUUUUUGGCCURACUUAUUGUUCCUUUCACUGAUAGGGCAUAGAUCCCGUCAUUCGGUUCCUGGCUGAAUGGCCAGGGGAAGGCUGGAAGGACGGUGACAUCUGAGCGAGCACAGAGUAAAAGACUCCUAGUGAUAUUUGUCAGUGGAGGACCAAGACUGUUUUCACUUGGAGUAUCCUGACUCCACAGCUGGUUUUCUUUUCUCUCCACUGUCUUGCUGUUUAUAGCAAAUCAGGCCUCAUAAUGAUACAUCUUUUCGUUUAUUUCAGUUCUUCCAAGGGAAGAGAAAAAUACAUUUUAAUCCCAGGGAAAGGAUUGCAGUCAUCACAAUAUAAGGUGUGUGUAUAUAUAUACACACACAUAUAUAUAUAGGCUUGGAAUGCAGGAUUCUAAAUGCUAUAAGGGAAUAAGUAGUUGUUGGAUCCACGGGAAGUUUAAGAAUAAAUACCGUUUCCCAUUUAACAGGGUAAUAGUUAUCUUUAACGGUCUGUAGAAAUACUAUUAUCUGAGGAUCUAAAAAUKGUCACUUCUCAGCUUUUUUCCUCCCAUCAGAUUAAAAAAAAAUAUUUAAGAUAGUUACUUUCAAAUUCCUACAGUAUUUGGGACUCUGCAGGCAGGUAGGUGGUUAGAGUCCUUUGUUUUUGGUUUUCUUAGCGGACCCCUGAACUCCAGAGGGUAUUGGCACUGGAUUCGUGGAGUAGGCCCGCGGCUGCCUUGUAUGCAACUGUAAGCCUUGCUCCUGAUGGCGGGCCAAUGAUCACCAUAGUUGUAGGGUCGGUGGCUCUAACUCCUAAUGGUAACAAAGCAUCUGAUUCUAGGACUUUUGUCUUUUAGAAAACAUCCUCUAAGUUUUAUUUGUUUUUACAUGUUUCAACAAUGUUUACCGGUAGCUCUUAUAUCAUGAAAAGUUGCCCAGUGUGAUAAACAUACAAGAUGUAUUUUUUUCUUUCUCUUUGAGGAGAGUCAUGCCUGUCACUAGUAUGACAAUUGUAAUACUUGGUAGUAUGGGGUGUAUGGCAUGGCAGUGAAAAAAAUGCGUCCUUAUGACUGCUUAUUAAUUAUUAGACCUUGGAGAAGGGACAGAGUUGGUGUCAUUAGCAGGGCAGUACCUUGCCCCUUCUCUCAACUAAUCUUAYUGGUAAUUUCUCUAGUCCUUAAAUGAACCAUGGGCCAUCCUUCCAGUGGAGAAUUUGGGGUGUGGAACAGGUCUGAGGGUUUAGCCAUGGGGGAAAGGCAUUGGUGUUAUUCAUAGAGCAAAACCUGAGGUUGGAGAGGACCACUUGGGAGCCUGUAACCAAAACCAGAAGGUCACUUUUGGGAUGGAUGGAGGUUCCCUUGAAGCAGUGCCAACCUAAAUCUACCUCAGGUAAGUAGUUAGAGUGACUUUUUCAAGAUUUCAGACCAAAUGAGAUAAAUUGUAUUCAGUCAAUGUAUUCCUAUGCUUACUGUUUUUGUUUCCCCUUAAUUCUUAAAUAAACAUUUGUUGUGAGAAACUCCAUUUUUG